Molecule: messenger RNA, 2411 nt
Organism: Oryzias melastigma (Indian medaka)
Lineage: Eukaryota; Metazoa; Chordata; Actinopteri; Beloniformes; Adrianichthyidae
Gene: hes2.1
Product: hes family bHLH transcription factor 2, tandem duplicate 1
Exons: 3
Coding region: 300-905 (201 amino acids)
Biological process (GO): anterior/posterior pattern specification; regulation of transcription by RNA polymerase II; regulation of neurogenesis
Cellular component (GO): nucleus
Molecular function (GO): DNA-binding transcription factor activity, RNA polymerase II-specific; protein dimerization activity; RNA polymerase II cis-regulatory region sequence-specific DNA binding
Source: RefSeq, a predicted model, not a curated record
UUGGCUGAAAGCUUCAGUUUUGAACAAGAAAAAAGCCCAACAUGAUCAGAAAACUCCGCAUUCCAGUUUACAGACGCAUCGUGGAGGACAGAUGGUCAAGAAGACUGGAGCUAUAUCUUCCCAGGGGCAUUGCCCCCCCCCGUGUCCAUUCUCCCGCACAGUGGCUUGUGGUCCCUCCCCUCUGACGCCCCCGAGCCACAUAAAUAGGAAGCCCGUCAGCUUUGCAGCAGACUUGAGCUCAGCCGCUCCGAGAACAAACAUCUUCACUCAAAAAGCAUUAAAAAACGGCAGCAAACAGCAUGAGUCCCAGCAUCAGCGCUGAGGCCGGCCAGCCUCUCCUUGCGCGGUCCACCGUGGCCCAGAGGAAACAGGCAAACGAACUCAGAAAGACUCUGAAACCAUUGCUGGAGAAGAGAAGACGCGCUCGCAUCAACGACAGUCUGAACCACCUGAAGAGUUUGAUCCUGCCUCUGGUCGGCAAAGACAACGCACGGUACUCCAAGCUGGAAAAGGCUGACAUUCUGGAAAUGACAGUGCGCUUCCUGAGAGACCUCCCGUCUUCCCCAGUCAAAGACUCAGCAGACAGCUACAGAGAAGGUUACAAAGCCUGCCUCCACCGCGUCUCCGCUCUGCUUCCCAAAACGACCCUGGAUGAGGACGCGUGCCAAAAAGUGCAGGAUUUCAUCAAGCAAUCCAUGACCUCCAACGUCACGCCAACCUGCCUGAACUGCUGCGCGCAAAGCUCCAGGGCUUUCCCUCAGAUCCACCAGAGACUCCAGAGCCUCAAAUCCAACUUCAGCUCCAGACUGGAGAGCCAGUCGCGCAGCAGCGGAGCCGCAACUCCCAACAGAGCGCAGCAGUCUGGCGCGCAGCCGGUCAGCGCUGCCAUGUGGAGACCUUGGUAGACUCAAUGGACAUUUAGCUCUCAUAUAUUUAAAUUUUAACUGUAUUUUGUACUUACAAAGGUAGUUUUAAGAUACAAGAUGAGUUGAAGUUAAUUCAACAUUUUAAUAAUGUUGCGUCCGGCGCCAGAGGGCACAGACCACAGGCCUGAUAGAAGUCUGUGAACUUUUGAAUACGCAAUCCUCUUUGGGGUUUCAAAGAUACGGGUUGUAGACAACACUUUUGUAAAACCCCAAGGGUUACUUUGUUUGAGGGUUGCACUGUAGACUUAAAAGUAUUUUGGUCUGUGCAACAGAGUAUUCUGUAAACACCAUGUGUUACAUUAUUUAUUAUUGCAUGCAGACCUUGCUUCGUGAGACUUGUAAUGUUUGUCUUUGACAAAGGGUUUCAAAUAAAUGUACAUAGUACCUCGAUGGUUGUGUUGCUUGAUCUUUGCUCUUGUGCUGGCUGAAAGAUUUAAGAUGGAUCAUUAACCCCAGACGCCCUAAUAAGAGGAUUCUCAGGGAAGUGAAAGAGAUGGAAAAGGGCGCGCAAACUCGGAAAGCCAGAGGUCAGCCAGAUCCCAUUGAUGCUGAAGAGCAGCUGCUCUAUUGUUGCUGAUGUGAGGCGCCUCUUGCCGCCAAAAAAUGUGUGGGAAAAAGCAGCGCCAGUGGUGGGAGAGGAAAUGCUCAGAUCAGUGCAAUUAGGAAUGACAAAGAACUAAAGCUGCUUGAUGCCUGACAAAUUUAUAAUAAUUAGAGAAUCGUAAUUGAACAAUGUAAGUUACUGAAAGAAAAAUGAAAAAAUAAAAUAAAAAACUAUUAUAAUUAAAUAUUUAAGUUUUCUGAAAACUCUAAACAACAAAGACUAACACAAAAAAAAUCUAACUUUUAAGAAAAAUUAAGGCUAAAAAUAAAUUCUUUGCGUUUGAAACUCCCUUAUUGUUAGGGAACACAUUUGAUUAUCGUAUUUUCACCAGUGAUGUAAGUAUUGGGUCCUGGUUGGAUGACCAAGUAAAAUGAAAAGUAUGAAAAUCUAACAGACCAAAUAAACGAAACAACAGAAUUUUUAACAAGACUGGACAGCCAUGAGGGGGCAAGGUAACAUGAUGGGCCACAAAAAUCCACAAUUAACUAAAGAAGUAAAAUUGCAACAAAAAAAAAAAGCUCCAGAAAACCAUCCAAAACAAACACAAAUGAUAAAAAAACAAACAAGCAUAAGGAUUGAUAAACAGACACAUGGAUAAAUACACAUAAAAAAGAUACAUGUAGCCUCAACAAGGCACAAACUAGUGUCCUGCAUGUUCCUGUCCCAAGCAAGCCCCAAGCAAAUGCGGAGGGUUUGUUCAGGAAGUACAUUCAUGAUAAAACUCACAAUUUAGGACGAAUUACCCGAUGUUUGAUAUGUCUUUGUAUGAAUAUAAACAUCUGUUGGUUGUCUUGUUUAUGGAUUAUUCUUGAUUUGAUUGCUUAAAAAAAUCGAUUUUCAAAUCCAAAUAAGACAUUGAUAUAUAUGGAUAGAUGAACUGA